Anguilla rostrata (American eel) is the source of this 3164-nucleotide messenger RNA. Its product is annotated as nucleolar transcription factor 1-A-like. The transcript is spliced from 20 exons. Lineage: Eukaryota; Metazoa; Chordata; Actinopteri; Anguilliformes; Anguillidae. The record is from RefSeq and is a predicted model, not a curated record. Bases 472 to 2619 code for a protein of 715 amino acids.
CAAGCAAGGACGCUACAAAAAGUUUCGGCAAGUUAGACACUUCUGAUUUCUAUUCACUCGCCGUGAAAAGAGCUCGUUAGGCUGGAGUAAACGCCAAGUGUAUUUACAGACCACACACAUAUGAUUGCACCUUCAAUUAUCCAAAAAUAAGUUCGUUACCUAUCGUGAUACGUCUAACAUUAGCUAGCCUAGCUAGUAAGCUGCAUCAACGUCCUGCUCCAUAAUCAGCUGUGGUCUGCCCCGUUUUACUUUAAGUCUAGUUUUAGUCUUAGUCUACGAUAAUAGACGUUAUCUAGCCUACUAGCAGUGUAGUUUGAGAUGAUUCACUUACUAAAAUAUAUAUAGUAAAACAGCUUUCUACCCAGGCCAUGACAAACAAGGUUGUCUGAGAAGAACAGGCCAGUGGGUCACCUGUAGGUCACCUUGUCAGUGGCCCAGAGAGCACCCAGAAGGAGCACCUGCAUAUCCACAAUGAACGUCAACAGUAGCCAGGCCACACGCCUCAAGGCUGAACCAGAUGAUGUCUGGAAUAAAGAGGACUGUCUGACAUUGCUGGAGAGGAUUCGUAGCCUGCUGCCUGAUGGAGACGGAAUGAAGUACAAGACCACUGAGUCGCACUUUGACUGGGACAAGGUCUGCUUCGGCUCCUUCACUGGUGACAUGUGCAAGCAGAAAUGGCAGAAGGUCUCCAAUGAGGUGCGGAAAUAUAGGACCAUGACCGAACUUAUCAUUGAUGCCACCGAGUGUGUGAAGAAUCCUUAUAAAGGCAAAAAGUUGAAGACACACCCAGACUUUCCGAAGAAGCCUCUAACUCCAUACUUCCGCUUCUUCAUGGAGAAGCGAGCCAAGUAUGCAAAGAUCCACCCAGAGAUGAGCAACCUAGACCUCACCAAAAUCCUCUCCAAGAAAUACAAGGAGCUCACAGAAAAGAAGAAGCUCAAGUACAUCCAGGAGUUUCACCACGAGAAGGAAUCAUUUGAGAAAAAUAUGGCACGUUUCAAAGAGCAACACCCAGAGCUGAUUGAGGAAAGAAAGAAGUCUGACCUCCCAGAGAAGCCCAAGACCCCCCAGCAGUUGUGGUACAACCAUGAGAAAAAGGCCUACAUGAAGCUACACCCAGACGUGGGGCAAAAAGAACUGAAGGAGGCUCUGCGCAGACAGUGGUCCCAACUCUCUGACAAGAAACGGCUGAAAUGGAUCAGCAAGGCCCUGGAGUUGCAGAAGGCCUAUGAGGACAGCAUGAGGGCGUACCACAAGGCCCACCCUGACUCCAGCGCAGACGAACACGUGAAGUCAGUCCUGACGAAGGCCGAGCGGCAGCUGAAGGACAAGUUUGAUGGGCGGCCCACCAAGCCUCCUCCGAAUGGCUACUCACUGUACUGCGCAGAGCUUAUGGUGAACAUGAAGGACGUACCCAGCACGGAACGCAUGGUGCUGUGCAGCAAACAGUGGAAGAUGAUGACGCAGAAGGAGAAGGACAUGUUACAGAAGCGUUGCGAGCAGAAAAAGAAGCAGUAUGAGGUGGACCUGCAGCGGUUUCUGGAGAGUCUACCAGAAGAGGAGCGAGACAGAGUGCUGACGGAGGAGAAGCUUGGGGGGACCCGGCUUAACAUGGGGGCAGCAGGCACCCCACUCAGGGCCAAGUCUCCUUCGAGCAAGGAGCGCGCUCGCGACGCUGAUCUGGACCAGUGGGUCCACGGCCUGGCCAAAAAGAUGCGUGACGGGAGGAAGCGGACGCGGCUGCCCGAGACGCCCAAAACAGCAGAGGAGAUGUGGCAGCAAAGCGUCAUCGGAGACUACCUCGCCAAGUACAGGAAUGAUCGUAAAAAAGCACAGAACGCCAUGGUGUCGGCAUGGAAGUCCAUGGAUAAGAAGGAGAAGAUCCCUUGGAUAAAGAAGGCUGCAGAGGACCAGAAGAGAUACGAGGUUCAGUACAGCACAGUGAAGGAGGUCCUGGACACAAGGACGCCGCAGUCAGGCCAGAGCAAAGGGAAAGCCAAGUUUGACGGGGAACCCAAGAAGCCCCCUGUGAGCGGCUACCAGAUGUUCUCCCAGGAGCUGCUGACAAACGGCGAGCUGAACCACUUCAGCCUGAAAGAGCGCAUGGUGGAGAUCGGCAAGCGCUGGCACAAGCUGAGCCAGAACCAGAAAGACAAGUACAAGAAGGUUGUGGAGGAGCAACAGAUUGAGUACAAGGCUGAGCUGGAGGCCUGGGUCAAGUCCCUUUCUCCUCACGAGCGAGCCGUUUACAAAGAGGUCUCCAGCACGAAACGGCGCAGCACAGCCAAGGCGCAAGGCCCCAGGGCGAAGGUUCGAAUUAUGAAGGGGAAGGCGGUAGGUGCCACAGCCGGAGGACUGGGGGCCGGGGGGGGCAGACGAGCGAUGGCAUACCGGGCCAAGCAGGACACCUCGGAUUCGGAUGAUGACGAAGAGAAGACUGACUCUUCUGACUCUGAGGAAGAGGAUGAGGAAGAAUCAUCGGGCAGCUCAGACAGUGAUGAUGACGAUGAUGACGACGAAAAUGACGAUGACGAUGAUGAAGAUGACGACGACGAUGAUGACCAGUCAGAUCCUACUAGUAGCUCAACAGGUGACAGCAGCGAAACGGACUCGGACUAGUUGCAUCUACUAUGGAGACUGGGCUGUGCAGGACACGCCCCCACUAAUACCACUCAAAGAAAAGCUAACUCACCCUCCUGGAUGAGAGGGUGGGGCUUAGUGGGAUUGAAGAUUACCUCACAUUGCCAGUCUGCUGGUUCACUCCCUGUCAGGGAAAGACAAUAACUGGAACUAGACUUUGGAGCAACUGGACAACUUUUUUUUUUUUUUUUAAUGGAGCCAUGUUACUUGUGUGUUAUUUUUAUUGCAUUUCUAUAGGCGCACAACCAUGUUGCCCAUUCUGUUAAGUUUUAACAUGAAACCAUUGACGCUUUGGAGUCCCUUUGUUUGGCACACGUUUUGGUUUGUGCCAAGGUGUCGGCAGGGAAGGGCCAGGUCCAUUCAAUUUCAGUUUGCCUGUCCGUUUGUCAGUCAGUCAGCCCGUCUGCCUGUCCACCCCCUGCCGCUGUAUAUAGUGAGAAAGGACUUGUUUUUACUAUGCCCUUGCCUGGACACCGAGACACAUUUCAGGUUAAAUUCCAAAUAAAUGCACUUUUACUCUUGUA